UAACCUGGGCCUCCUCUGUGUUCAAAUCGAAAGUAAACUGGAGACUUGAUUCUGACGAAAUUAAAGUGUUUCGAAGACUUUAGAACCGCCUUACAUAUCACACUUCAGGUUUGUCAUUAUGGAGAACAGAUCUUCAUCUGCUGAUCACAGCUGUGUGUCUCUGAAGAGUGACAGAUCCAUGAGUGAGUCUGCUGAAUUCAGCCAUGAACCAGUGACCUCUGACCCCAGGUCCUCAAACCUCAGAUCUUCUGGGCUCAAUAUUCACCCUCUGCUGAAGUGUCAGUCUUGUGUUCAUAUCGCUGAUCCAGAAAAGUGGGUUCAGAUUGAGCCGUCGCUCUGCACAGAUGAAGGGGUGUCAAAGUUCAGGGUAAGCACUCAGCCAGGCCGUUACGAGUGUGUCAGUACCAGGAUGAGAUGGGUCUGUGAUGGGGACGUCACUCUUCAGUAUCACACCGUAGACGGACGGUUCCUCAACACAGAAAUGAAGAGGCUACAGUGCAACCGAAUCGCUCCAGUGAUGGACGUGACAGUGAUCUCAGGGAAACUGGAGGAAGUUCAUCUGCCACAUUAUGCCUGUUUAGGAGAGUCUGAAGCUUCCCUCAGAGAUGCUGUGAAAGUCCUCAGUGUAGAAGAUGGAGGAAUAACCAUGGAACCUGUUCAGUUGACCCGAUUCCAUGCCAAGAUAGUCCAACCAUCCUUCUCUAUUAAAACAUUAAUUAUAAGACGGAUAAUGCGAUGGUAUGAACACUGCGAUCUUCUUCUCUACAUGCGCUCUAAAGCUCCUUUUAUCCUACAUGUCUACUUGUUUCCUUUUGAUUCUCGUGCAAAAGAAGUUGUUGAGAAGAUUGAAAAAUCAAGUUAUCUAAUCUCGCAUCCCAGACCUGACAGACCGUUUCGGAUGAAAACUCCAAACAUUCUUGAUGUUCCUGGUGCCAAUGUUCAUCCCAAAGAAGGGAUUACACUCAGGAGAGAAAUGGACCCUAACUUCUUCAAGAUCAAGGCACAGCUGGAGAACGAUGUUCAAAUGACUCUUAUCAGAGAGGAGGACAAGAAGAUUGUCUGGACUGCAACAGUCCAAAAAGAACUUGUUCAGAUUCAUCCACAGAGAGAUGAGUCACCUCUAAAAAGUGAGGCAGAUAAAGCAAGAUAUUUUGAUAACCACUGGCCAGAUCUGAUUCAGAGAGUUAAAAAUGUCCAGAUCGUUGCAGAUAAACUGCUUCAGCAGAAAAUAAUUAAUGAAGAACAAUAUUCAGAAAUCACAAAGAGUUUAACCCAUCAGGACAGCAUGAGAAACAUCUGUAACGUUAUACGUAAACACACUGAUGCUGUGAAAGCUGAACUCAUUUCAAUUCUUCAGAAAGAGAAGCUUUUCCACUUUUAAACAUGGGGCUGAUUCUACAUUUAGAGCUCAAGGAGCAUUUUUUAAAACUGUUUCAAAACAGCAACCUCAGAACAAAGGCUCUUCCUCUAGAUGAUACAAUAAAAUAAAUGGCUUAUCAAAAUAUACUUGGUCAGCAUACUUGUUUUUGUGAUUAUGUGAUUGUAACAUUACAAAUAAAUCAAAUUUUUUGUGU
Messenger RNA from Carassius carassius (crucian carp), 1574 nucleotides. Its product is annotated as NACHT, LRR and PYD domains-containing protein 1 homolog. Gene Ontology annotation, biological process: regulation of apoptotic process. Lineage: Eukaryota; Metazoa; Chordata; Actinopteri; Cypriniformes; Cyprinidae. The transcript is spliced from 3 exons. Bases 119 to 1381 code for a protein of 420 amino acids. The record is from RefSeq and is a predicted model, not a curated record.